CCGCUCCCCUGCUGCGGCUCCGUGCCCCGCGGGCACCGCAAGGAGCUGGAGGAGCUCAGCAGCGCCAGCGUGGAGCACCUCAUCGUCAACCCCAACGCCGCCUACGACAAGUUCAAGGACAAGCGCGUGGGCACCAAGGGCCUGGAUUUCUCCGACCGCAUCGGGAAGAGCAAGCGGACGGGCUAUGAGUCCGGCGAGUACGAGAUGCUCGGCGAGGGCGCGGGCGCGCGGGAGACGCCGCAGCAGCGCUACCAGCGGCUGCUGCACGAGGUGCAGGAGCUGGCGGGCGACGUGGAGCGCAUGCAGAGCGCGGUGCAGGAGGCGGCGGCCGAGGAGCAGCUG
This is a messenger RNA of Nothoprocta perdicaria, 342 nucleotides long. RefSeq names its product dynactin subunit 2 (gene DCTN2). NCBI's taxonomy places the organism in Eukaryota, Metazoa, Chordata, Aves, Tinamiformes, Tinamidae. Gene Ontology annotation, cellular component: cytoplasm; dynactin complex; centrosome. The annotation marks the transcript as partial. The record is from RefSeq and is a predicted model, not a curated record. Gene Ontology annotation, biological process: mitotic spindle organization. The transcript is spliced from 5 exons.